ACGUGGACGACUCAAUAAAAGCAUCUUCUUCCCCAGAAAGAAAAUAACCAGAUAAAAGAAACUGACAACCUGCUGCUCCCUUGCGCCUGGCGAAAAAAGAACGACAGCGACAGGAGGCUGCUUACAUAAGCACUCUCACGGAGUCGCACCCGCAGCAGAGCAAAGCAAAGCCAACGAAGAACGACUCCAAACACCCAACCAUCUCGUCGUCCUUCUCCAUCCUCCUGCUUCUUCUUCAUCACCGUCAAUCCUUCUUUUUCUUUUCCUUCUUCUCUCCCGCUUCUUAAUUAACACCCCCACUCAUGGCUUCUCCCCGUCCUCCGCACAACUUCGCCCCUCAAGGCUAUCCUCUCCAGAAUGGUGCCGUAGCUUCUGGUCCUGUGCCUGGGGCCGCCCCUCUUCUUCCGAACAACGGCAGGAUUAUCCAGAACGGCCCGGUUAGAGUGCUGUGCAUUGCGGACGUCAGAGGAAACCUGAAGUCUUUGAAUGAGUUGGCCAAGCAGGCUCGUGCAGAUCAUAUCAUCCACACUGGUGAUUUUGGAUUUUAUGAUCACACUUCGCUGGACCGGAUCGCAGACAAGACCCUCAAACAUGUGGCACAGUACUCUCCACUGCUGCCUGAGAAUGUGAAGCGGACGAUUGCCCAGACUCCUCCCCAGCAGUCAAUCAAGCAACGAUUUACCCCCGAACAGCUACCGCUUUCCGAGCUUCCCCUGCUUCUCGACAAGCGUAUUACUCUCGAUGUCCCCGUAUACACUGUUUGGGGUGCCUGUGAGGAUGUCCGAGUGUUGGAGAAAUUCCGCUCGGGUGAGUACAAGGUCGAUAAGCUGCACAUCAUUGAUGAGGCAAACUCGAGAUUGUUGGAUGUUGGCGGUGUGAAGCUGCGUUUGCUGGGACUGGGUGGUGCUGUGGUGAUGCACAAGCUGUUUGACAACGGUGAAGGAAAGACAACGAUUGCUGGUGGACAGGGUACAAUGUGGACAACUUUACUCCAGAUGGGUGAAUUGAUUGACACGGCAAAUCGUGUAUACGAUCCGUCCGAGACUCGCAUUUUCGUUACUCAUGCUUCGCCUGCCCGUGAGGGAAUGCUAAACCAGCUUUCUGUCACCCUCAAGGCCGACUUUUCGGUCUCCGCCGGUCUUCACUUCCGCUACGGUUCUUCCUACAACGAAUUCUCCGUCAACCCUUCUCUCGACCACUACCGCGGAAAGCUGGCUGCUUCGAAGGCUUCUUUCAACGACGUUUGGGAAACUGUCCGGGGUGAGGUUGAGGCUGCUAUCUCGUCUAACGAGGCCCAGAAGACUCUUCUGGACAAUGCUUUGGACGUUGUGCAGAAGAUGCCUUCCAUCGCCAAUGGUGGUAACCCAUUCGGUGGCUCUGGUGCGCCAGGCAAUGCCGCCGGUCAGGUUGACGAAAGCGCUUUCAAGAACAUGUGGAACUUUAACCUUGCGGAUGCGGCGUUUGGUUUCCUGGUCCUUGAGGUUGAAGGUGGACGUAUCGCUACGGAAAUGCGUGCCCAGGGUUUCAACUUUGCCCACCGUACUGGAAAGCCCCAGCCUGCUGGUCCCGCUGGACAGGCUGUGCCAGUCCUUCCUCCCGGCGCUGCUUCCCCUGUUCCCAAUGCUCGUGUUCCAGGUGCUGCCCCUCCUCAGUUCGGUCAGGCUCAGCCUGCCGCUCCCCGUCCGGGUGCGCCUGCCCAGCAGCCUGUCCAGGCUAAGCCUCAGCCCGCCGUCCCCACUCGCACAUCCCCGGCUCCUGUCAUCCCGAAGCCCGCAACCCCACAGCCCUCUAGCACCCCCACCCAACCCAGUGCUGCACCAGAGGAGAAGCCCGUCCCAGCUGAGCCGAACGGCACCGCCCAGCCCGAAAAGCCAUCCGAGUCUCCUCUUCCCCGGGGUGAGAAGAAGCCUAGCAAUGGACUCUUCGUUUCGAACGUGGACAAUGAGCAAGCUGUCCGUGAUAUCUUCCCCGAGGAGGACAAGGCAAAGAUGCUCAAGGUUGAGAAGUGGGGUAAGUUCAACCACGUUGUGACUUUCUCUACUGUCGAGGAGGCCAAGGCCGCCCUGGACCGUCAGCCCGCAGAGCACAAGAAGCCCACUCCUCCUGGUCAACCUCGCAAGCCCAAUGUCAAGUUCUUCGAGGACCGUGGCAGCCACCGGGGCAACGCCGGCACUUGGCAGGCUAGCACCCGGGGCGGCAACACAUCCCAGCGCGGAUACCAGAGUGGAGGUGCCAGUGACAGCGAAGGUGGACGAGGCCGUGGAGGAUUCGGCGGACGCGGCCGUGGCCGUGGCGGCGAUCGCGGUGGUCGCGGAGGCAGAGGUGGCCGUGGAGGCUUCAACAAGGGUCCUACCGACUCUCCUGCGCCAACAUCGACGCCCUCUGGCGACAAGCCCGCGGCUGGCGGAGAUGCCUAGAUGUAAUGUCGACACGAAUUUUUCCUUUUGUUGUCGAAAAUCUCACUUGACCAUCUCUAUUGCUUUCCGCUUUUCCUCGUUCUUAAUUUCCUUUUUUUACUGUCACUUUCUCCAGUUAAUGUUUCCCCGAUAUUCCUAAUUUCUUCUCUUGUCGUAUUUGCAAAACCUAUGUUUUUUUCUUUUUCUGAGCGAGAUGCGCGUGAGAAUUUCUUUAUUUUCCUUUUUCCCUUGAUCACUUCUUCCAGUAGAUGCUUGUCAAUAGGAUUCAGGGCUUCGGGGAGUUUGUCGGUGCAGAGUUUGAGGCGGAAUCGUGGAGAGGAAGAGAACAGCUGCAAUACGGGGGAAAGAUGGAUGGGCUGUUUCGUUCGGGGAAAAGAAAUGAAGACGAAGAACAAAACGACCGAUACACAAACAUCAAAACAAAAAGCACAAAAAAA
Messenger RNA from Aspergillus wentii DTO 134E9, 2854 nucleotides. RefSeq lists its product as uncharacterized. The record is from RefSeq and is a predicted model, not a curated record. Lineage: Eukaryota; Fungi; Ascomycota; Eurotiomycetes; Eurotiales; Aspergillaceae. The coding region runs from base 303 to 2417 and encodes 704 amino acids. The transcript is spliced from 4 exons.